AUGACGAGUGUUGAUCAAAAUGGUCUUAGCGGACGAGAUCUUCGAAUCAAAUUAUUCGAUCUAAUGAAAUCAAAAGGAAUCGUGGACAAUGUUAAAUCUCAUCUACGUGGUCGAUUGAUUCAAGAGUUGCGUGGAGGCAUUGAUGAUCAAAUUCGAUUCUCGUCGUCAGAAACGCAACCGACAUUACUUGUCCGAGCGUUGAAUGCAUUGAUUUUAGAUUAUUUUCAAAUACAAAAAUACGAUUAUACAUCAAGUGUUUUCAUACCUGACGCGAAUAUUAAUGAUUAUAAAGUUAUGUCAGAUGAAGAAAUUCUUCGUCUAUUGAAUAUCUCGACGGAAUCAACUUUCUAUAAAAAAAUUAAAUCAAACAAAGAAAACCACGCACACACAAGUUUACUCAUGGCAAUGCUCACAUGUAUUGCCUCAUGGUUGCCUGGUUCAUGGCAGAGCAAUGGAACACAAACUUCGCAUGAUCUCUGGUCUGGUUCCAUCGCAGGAGCAACGCUUGAUGAAAAAUUAAGUAAUCUCGAUGCAAUGUAUAACAAUCGGCAAGACGACGUGACCUCGAUGCAUAAUUUGUCGACUGAGGAAAAACUAUUGUUAUUUCAGAAAAAUAUCGAACUGAGGACGAAAGAAAGUCUUCGGCAACAAAUGGAACAAUUCCGUGAAAACGAAAUUAAGAAAAUUCGUGAAGAUGAACGUUUGAAAUGUCAAAUGGAAUUACAAUCAUUACGAAAAGAACUCGAAGCACUUUAUCAUUCAAAACACGAAACUCUCAACGAGAAAGAAGGACGUAUUAGUGAUCGAUUCAAAGCUGAACUCGAAAACGAACGGCGCGAACUAUACGGACAACGGCAAACAUUUCUCGAAGAAUUAAAAGCGAUGAAAGUUCGCGAGACUGAAAAUCAACGGAACCUCGAAAUACGCGAAAGAUCAUUAGCUCUUGAAGCAGAUCGCGUUAAGCGUCUUGAAGAUGAUAUACGGAAACGUGAAGUAGGAUUGACAAAUACCGAAUUACAUGUGGAUCAACAAGUACAAAUGAAAUUGAACAAAUUACGAUUUGAAAUUGAACAGCAAUUUACCGAGCGCAACAAAAAUUUACAAUUGAUUGAAAUGAGAAAUCAGGGUACAUUCGGAUUAAAGUUGCUUUCUCUGUUAUCUAUAAUUGUUGAAUUAAUAGAAGAAACACGACGACUUGCUGAAGAACGUUUGGCAGCUGAACAAGCGAAAGCCGAAGUUGCUUCCAUGCGUAAACAUUAUUCCGAAGCUGAUUCGAAAAUUUUGCGUUUACAGAGUGAAAUCAAAGUUCUUCAGAAUGAAAAUGAAAUCUUACGUGAAAAAGCCAAACACUCUGUUGAUUAUCAAUCCAUUCGAGAAGAAAAUGCUGUUUUAAAAUCUCAAAUGAACAAUACAACAAGUCGAUCUCAACGUUCCAAUCGAUAUCAACAUGAUAGUGGUAGUUCAUCGCCUCGCGAGCGAUCGCAUAGCUCUCGAGGAGUGAUACGUGAAUUGAAAACUAUUUUGGACAAUCAAGCCGUCGGUCAACGUGUUGUCAAUGAUGAAUUGGUUGAUCUAAAAACACAAAUAGCACUUCUACAAUCAUCGAACGAACCCGAACCGUACCUUAAUGGUCGUUUUCCGAGCAAUCAUGGCGGUGAUUAUCUAUCUCGUGUUGUCAAAUCAGCAAGUGAUGCUCAGUUGAAUCAAAGUCGAUACUCAACGUCGUCAAACUAUAAUCAAUUCAUCGAAGAGGCGAAAUUAAGAAUGCAUGAGCUCGAUCGCGAAGCCGAUAGAGUCGAAGAAAGUUAUCGUGAUUAUCAACAUCGGAUUUUAACCCAAACGUCACAACCACAUGCUUUACAAUCGGCAGGUAACCACAACGCUACUCACUUUUGCACCGAAGGAAAGAACGACAGAAAAACGAGACUAACAGUUGUGUUAGUUUCACUGAAUUCAAUGUUUGGAAUAAACAAAUCACAAGAUGAGAGGCGUUUAUCAAUUUUCACUUCGUAG
Molecule: messenger RNA, 2013 nt
Organism: Adineta ricciae
Lineage: Eukaryota; Metazoa; Rotifera; Eurotatoria; Adinetida; Adinetidae
Source: the annotation of a GenBank genome assembly